UAUUUUACUGAACGGUUUGUUUGUAAAUGCGAGCAAUUUAUCAAACAUCAUCAAAAUAUAACACAACAACAAGCACAACACAAUAACAAACACAUAACACAACAACAACAAACACACAACCCAACAACAAACACAACGACAUAUACAACAACAAACACAACACAACAAACACACAAAAUCAAUCUCAUCGUCACAACGACCGUGUGACAUUACAACCACAAACAUGGGACUAUCGAGCUCGAUGCCUCUGUCCAGCGAGGAGAUGUCCAACAUUUGCAAGGAGACAGGGUUUUCGAAAGCACUGGUUCUAAGGUUGUACUUGCGGUUCAAAAUUCUCGACCGAAGAUCUGCUGGCUGUCUCGAGCAAGAAGAUUUUCUCAAAGUGGGACACUUCCACAAAAAUCCAUUUCGGGACCGGAUACUGCAGUUAUUUUUUGAGGAGAACAACGAAACGCUGACAGGCGUAACUUUUCCCAAGUUUUUGAAAACUUUGGCUGCAUUCAGACCUGCCGUCGAAAACAAAACUCCGCCGGAUCAACCCAACAGCAGAGAGUCCAAAACAAAAGUGAUGUUCAGGAUGUUGGAUGUGGACAAGGAUGGCAAGAUCUCCAGAUUCGAACUGUUCGAUGCUGUCAAGUCGAUGAUCCACGUGAACAUAAGCGAGGAGGAGCUGUGCAGCAUCGUAGAGAGGGCAAUCCUGGAAGUGGACGAGGACGAAGACGGCAUGGUCAGCUACGAGGAGUUCGUUCAAAUGGUCCAGCAUAUACCUAUUGAAGAAAAAUUCAGUCUGAGAUUUCUACUUACAUAACUUUUUUUAAGGCUAAAUUUGUUUAAAAAGUUUUUCAACUUUGAAUUAUAAAAUUUGCUUAAUUUUGAUUUUUUUCAAAAGCGUGCUCGUGAAAUUCGUUUGCAACUUGAAUGAACGUUUAUUGCCCUUUUUUUGAAACAAUUAUUUUCAUUAUAAAUUAAUUUUUAUAUUUUGUACAAUGACGAUUGGCAUAUCUUUGGUAAUAUUUUGUAACAAUUAUUUUUAAUCUUAAUACUUUUGGUAAAAUAAAAUAUUUAUGUG
Molecule: messenger RNA, 1069 nt
Organism: Helobdella robusta
Lineage: Eukaryota; Metazoa; Annelida; Clitellata; Rhynchobdellida; Glossiphoniidae
Exons: 6
Coding region: 224-808 (194 amino acids)
Molecular function (GO): calcium ion binding
Source: RefSeq, a predicted model, not a curated record